Molecule: messenger RNA, 2957 nt
Organism: Hippoglossus stenolepis (Pacific halibut)
Lineage: Eukaryota; Metazoa; Chordata; Actinopteri; Pleuronectiformes; Pleuronectidae
Gene: d2hgdh
Product: D-2-hydroxyglutarate dehydrogenase
Exons: 10
Coding region: 199-1836 (545 amino acids)
Cellular component (GO): mitochondrion
Molecular function (GO): catalytic activity; FAD binding
Source: RefSeq, a predicted model, not a curated record
UCUUCUUCGCGACCUCCGGCCGGUGACUUCCUGUGUUGCAGGUUGUAAACACUGACUCCAGUUCAGCCAAGUGAAGAAAACCUUCUUGAACUGUGUGACACAUUUCACCGGAGGACACGAGAGAACCCGCAGCGGGAUGCGGACUCUCAGCUGAAGCUUCACGCCGGUUUCUCCGCCCGUCAUACAAACUCUUCAGUUAUGGCAGGGAUUUUCAUGAAAGCAUCAAAGCUGAGGACAGCUCUGAGACACCUGAGCUCCCGUGGCUCCCUCUCAUCUGCAGCCAUAACCAGAGUCUCACCUGCCGACCUCUGCGGGCCGUCUCUCCUCUGCGGCUCUGGGCAGUUUGUAGCCUCCGCUCGGAAGCUACACACCGAGGCAGAGGGACAAAGGCCGUCUCCGGCCGCAGCCCCAGAGAGACGGCCUUUCUCCAGAGUGACUCCAGAAGAUUUGUCCUUCUUCAGAAAGGUCCUACCAGGCGGGACCAUCACUGACCCAGACCUGCUGGAGUCAAGUAAUGAAGACUGGCUCAAAACAGUGAGAGGUUCCAGUGAAGUGUUGUUGAGACCUCAGACAACAGAAGAAGUUUCUCAAAUACUCAGUUAUUGUAACAGUCGUAACCUGGCAGUCAACACUCAGGGAGGCAACACGGGGCUGGUUGCAGGCAGCGUGCCAGUCUACGAUGAGGUCAUCCUCUCCACUGCGCUUAUGAAAAACAUCCUCAAAUUUGAUAGCAUCUCUGGUAUUCUAACCUGCCAGGCAGGUUGUGUCCUGGAGAACUUGUCUCUCUACCUGGAGGAAAGAGACUACAUCAUGCCACUGGAUCUGGGCUCAAAAGGCAGCUGCCAAAUUGGAGGCAACGUGGCAACAAACGCAGGCGGACUGCGGCUGCUGCGAUACGGCUCCUUACACGGGACUGUGCUGGGUGUGGAAGUGGUGUUGGCAGACGGGCGGGUGCUGGACUGUCUGACCACACUGCGGAAAGAUAACACCGGAUAUGACCUCAAACAGCUGUUCAUCGGGUCAGAGGGGACACUGGGGGUCAUUACAGCCGUGUCCAUUCUUUGUCCUCGGAAACCCAAAUCUGUCAACGUGGUUUUCCUGGGAUGUGAGACCUUCGAGAAGCUACUGCAGACGUUUCAGCUCUGCAGAGGCAUGCUGGGAGAAAUCCUGUCUGCUUUUGAGUUCCUGGACAGUGAAUGUAUGAGGCUGCUGAACACGCACCUCAAAUUACCUAAUCCCAUUUCAGCCUGCCCAUUCUACAUCGUCAUAGAAACAUCUGGAUCUGACGCGACACACGAUGGAGAAAAACUCCACAACUUUCUCGAAGAGGCGAUGAGCUCUUCAAUUAUCUCUGAUGGAACUGUGGCGACUGAGGAUUCCAAAAUAAAGGCUCUGUGGUCGAUGCGGGAACGCGUCACAGAGGCGCUGACUCACGAGGGCUACACGUACAAGUAUGACAUCUCUCUUCCAGUGGAGCAGAUCUACCAGCUGGUGACAGACAUGAGGAAGCACGUGGGCAGCCGAGCUAAGAGUGUGGUGGGAUACGGACACGUGGGUGAUGGUAACCUCCACCUAAACAUCACAUCUCCUGCCAAAGACCCGUCUCUCCUCGCUGCCAUCGAGCCGUUCGUCUACGAGUGGACGGCCAGGUACCAGGGCAGCAUCAGCGCUGAGCACGGACUGGGCCUGAAGAAGAGGAACUACAUCUACUACAGUAAACCCAGCCAGGCUGUGGCUCUCAUGGGCGACAUCAAAACGCUGCUCGACCCCAAAGGCAUCCUCAACCCGUACAAGACUUUACCAGACGACCUCAUUCGACCUCAUACGACCUCAUAACCCUCCUGCUGCUUUGGAGUAAAUAGUAAUGUAUAAAAAUAUCACGCAGGACUGAUCUGCACGUGGUUUUAAGGCAGCUCAUGCCGUCUACCUGAACUGCAGGUUUUGCACGAGACAGCGUUCACCAGGUAAAACGCAAACUCUCACUGAUCUGUACUUUUAUUUUCAUGUGCACAAAUCAUAACUUUGAGAACGACGUCAACAUCAACAAGCUGCUUACUUAGUCUCUGGACUGAACAUACUCCAAAUUAAGUUACCUCUAAACAUUAACAACCUGAUAAUUAUGUAUGGGAAUAAAUUAAAGGUGAAGCUUUAUGUUCAAGCAUUUGAAUUAAGAAAGAAAGAUGAAGAAUAUCCUGUGUCUGUCCAAUCUGUCCCCUGCCACUGUUUUAAGAACCUGUCCUUGAAAAUGACCCGUAGAAAUACGUUUUCUAAAAAUCAAAAAACAGCAAACAGUCGAGCAAGAAUGCAGUAAAUGUUUUAUUACAUAUAAAAAAGACAAAGCAACAUUUGUUUUUUCAAAACAAACCCAGUAUUUUUUGAACAAGUUUGUUUGUAACCGCACACGUCAGUAACUGUCUUUUUUAAAUAAAGCGAUUUCCAAAUGAAAAUGGAGUGUUUUUUUUCCCAUCAUUCAGGUAACUUGUAGUGUUGCAUGAUGGGAGACGAGGAGUGAAUUGAGGCCCAGCUCGCUACAGAAAGUCUUCACCCCCAUAGUCUUAAAAAAAAUAAAAAUACACCAGCUCAGCACAAACAGGUCUUCCUUGAUUCCUCUCUGCUGACACAGAAGACCUUUAGUUGUAAUUACAGUUUAUGAAGAGUCAGGCAGAGAGGAACACAUUCUUAUUAUAAGAUACAGAAUAAUUCCUAUUGGCAGGUGCUUACUGUUUGUUCCAGGAAGCACCUGAAUAAACAUGUAACAUUUGUGGUGUUUCGUCGCUUCGGCUCGAUUCCUUUUCCUCUAUUUCUCACCAAACUGUUUCCUACUAGCUUCAUUAAUGAAAACAUGGGUACAGAACGUUCAUUAGUGUCGAUGCCUAUACAUAAAUUCAGUCCAUUUCACGCACCAUCAGUCUUACAUAUCCUCAGUAGUGUGGUAUCAGUGGAGCUCCAGUACAUAA